Molecule: messenger RNA, 1983 nt
Organism: Oenanthe melanoleuca
Lineage: Eukaryota; Metazoa; Chordata; Aves; Passeriformes; Muscicapidae
Gene: CENPU
Product: centromere protein U
Exons: 11
Coding region: 416-1366 (316 amino acids)
Cellular component (GO): nucleus
Source: RefSeq, a predicted model, not a curated record
AAGUUCUUGUGGUUUGUUUUUUGUGUUUAAUCAGUCAUUAACAGAAAAGUACGGAGCAGGGCGGUGGUUAGGUGAGUAUUUCGAAUCAUUGCACUGCCCCGGGCGAGGCCGGGGCGGAGGCGGAGCUGUCCCGCUCCCUUUCCGGCCCGGCGGCUCCUCCGCGCCGCCCCUUCCUUCCCGCCGGAGCGCGCGCGGUUCCAAAGGCGGCGGGAACGGGAGCGGCAGCGGCGGCUGCCCUGAGGCAGGGCAGAGGCUGCCCUGAGGGAGAGCGGGAGCGGCGGCUGCCCUGAGGCAGGGCAGAGGCUGCCCUGAGGGAGAGCGGGAGCGGCGGCUGCCCUGAGGGAGCGGGAUCCUGCGGGAGAGGAGCUGCGGCAGCAGAGCCAAGGUAUCGGCGUGAACUGCAGCGUCCAGCGAAAUGUCCUCAAAGAAGAAAAUAAAGAAGAAUCAUACCAGCUCUAAGCGAGGGGAGCACAAAGCCAACUCCAAUCUUCAUUGGAAAUCACUUCCAUUUGAGGAACCAGAUGUCUCAAGGAUAUCGAAGGUAGCAGAAACAAAUCAACUUGAGGAGCUUGAUGAUUCCUUUGAUCACCCUUUGCACAGUACUGCUGUGGAUGCUUAUGGAGAGGAACACGCACAGAACGAGACAUUUGGUUGUGUUUCGGCACCACAGAGGCAAAAUACAGACGGACGGUCCGGUGGAAAACAGAUAAAAUUUAAAAAGCCGCAUCACUCAAAGCCCCCCGGUGGUGAUGUUCAGAAAUUCAACAUGGCUGAUGCUGGAGAGGAACCCCUUAAGGAGACUGUGGAGACUGUAAAUACUGUUCAAUUCCAGCCAAAAAAGAAGAAGCCUUCUGAAGAGAAUACAUCAGAUCCUUCUGUGGAUAGCCCACAUUCUGUACAGAUGUGGUGUCCCAAAGAGCUGAAGAGAUCUCCUAGAGAUAUUACAGAGCUGGAUGUUGUUCUGGCCAAAGUUGAGAAGAUAGCAGCAAAUUACAAACAAAGCAUAGAAUCAAACAUUUGCAGAAGGGCUAUCGAUGACUUGACUUCUGCUUUCAAGGACCAAAUCACUGAUCUUAUAGCAGGAGUCCAGGAAUUAAGGAAUAUGAAGAAAAAAAAUGCUAAGGCAAUGACAAACAUCAAAAAGAAAAGGCAGCAUCUGGUGCAAGUCAGAGAAGAGCUAACUGGAGCUGAACUGCAACUGACACAACUACAGAAAGAAUAUGCUGAGAUACAGGAAAGGAAAUCUUCCUUGAGGCAAACAGUUGAAUUAAUUACUGAUUUAAAGGAGUUACAGCAAGACUGUUUGGAUUACAGAGAAGACAACCCAAAAGGAAAAGUGGUAAAGCAACUUGAGAAUCACUGCUGAACUUUAGUGUGGCAUGUCAUUCUUUUUUCUGGUCUCAUGUUAGAAGCCAAAGUAUUUCAGAGAAGAUUCUGCUGCCUUGCUCUCAAUAUCCAGGAAUACAAAGGACACAGAAAUGAAACAGUUGUACUUUUUUUAUAGAAAGUGAAGAUUAACAGAAGUGGGACAGGAAGUAAUUAAUUUUUUGUGUUGUUAUUGUUCAAAAGUAGGGAAAGCUCUGGCACUUCCAUGUGAGAUAUUUAAUGCUGAGAACAGUGCUGGUAUUUCAUGACCAGAAUAACUUCUCAUGUAGCCUUAGAACCAACUCCUUUUGUACCCAGGACCUGGUGUGGUAUUUUCUGUGGUGGACAAGGCUUACACCCUGCCAUGUGUAAGGGAAGUCCUCACAUUUCAGAAGACACUCUGAUUUUGGCUGUUGUUCACUUUAAAGGUCAUGUUGCACCAUUUUAGACAGAGGAAAAAUAAAUACUGAUAUACAAGUGAUUUUUCCAAGAGUUAAAAUGUUGCCUUGUAAUUUUAUUUCCUUAUCAACAGUAUGGAACUUCCAGCCUCCCUGCUCUUCUGAUGGAGUCUCGGAGAAUUCUAGGAGCAGAAAAGCACUUUAAGAGUAUCAAUAUGAA